Coregonus sp. 'balchen' is the source of this 3677-nucleotide messenger RNA. The record is from the annotation of a GenBank genome assembly. NCBI's taxonomy places the organism in Eukaryota, Metazoa, Chordata, Actinopteri, Salmoniformes, Salmonidae.
CCAGCAUCAACACGCCCUGCAUCUCAGCCUGUGCCGCCAGCAUCAACACGCCCUGGAUUUCCACCCUCACUUCCACUGCCCAGAUAUGACCAAGAAAUGAUUCACUGGAACUGCUCUCAACAGCAAAAGGUAUGGAUGAAGAUGGAGCUGGAAGCCAUGGGACUGUGGCCGGGAAGUCCACCUGUGAGGCACCUUACUAACUCUGUCUCUUUGUGGCGUCUACCACCUCAGCCUGAGCUCAUUGAGACUGCCUGUGGGCUUCCAUCCCCCAAAUAUUUCCAGCUACAUCCAUUCUUCAUCUGGAAACCAGAGAAUGACAGCAUCAUGGGAAGGCUGAGAAACAAUUAUGUUCUCCCAUGUCUUCACAGUUGUUCUCGACCACAGAUAACUUCAUCAGGUGUAGGAAGGCCUCGAGUGGUUGUUGGCAUUGUCAAUCAAUAUUACUUGUUUGCAUCUCGGCUUUGCUGCAAAGCAUGCAAAAGGAAUUGGUUUGCUGACAAUCCUCUGUGGCUGGCAAAGCUCCCUAAAAGGUAUACCAACAUGUUGCCAGCCCUCCUUACCUACAAGAAAGCGAUCUGUAAAUCUGUGGUAGAUGAAUUAAGACGCACUGCAAAAUCCCCAAAUGACAUGGCCAAUCAGCUGAUGGAGAUGAUGCACCUAAAGUAUGAAAGAGCAAACCUGGCCUACCUGCUAAGUGUGCAGAACAUCAAGGAUGCUGAGGCAGGGUUGUAUGGUCAGAGCACCAUCAGCAAAUACCUGAGGAGGGACAGUACACCUGCUGCAUUUGGGGGGUAUGAAGACACAGACGGCUGGUGUGGAAUGUCUGUGUCGUCAUAUUACCUUACAGACUGUCUUCUGCAGGAGUUUCAGAGGCAGGAGCCAUCAAUCACGCAGCUCUUACAGGGCACAUUUGGACAGGUGUUGAGAUCCGACCACACCCGGAAGAUUGCCAGGAAAGUCACUCUUACAUCAGGCACAAUGUCAUCUUAUGCUGUGAUGAACGAGAACUGGAUGAUCAUCUCUUGGGUGAUGGUGCAGUCCGAGAGUGAAAGGUCUUUGGAGCCCAUGUAUGAAGGUCUGGCCACACGCUACACUGCUGCUGGAAUUGAAAAGGCCAAUUACCAUUGGGUGGACAGGUAUUUAUUAUAUAAUUUGUUUAACAAUUGUAUAAGCCUUUUCAGCUUACAUAUGUUAUUUAAUGAUAUUAAUAAUUUCAUUUAAAUCUCAAAUAGGGAAGAAAAUUCAUUAUAUAUUUAAUCAUGUAACUUUUUUUUAAUCCUCUUCUAUUUCUGGACAUUGUUAUGUUUCUUUGUACAUAGGGACUGCUGUGCAGCCUUCAGGGUCCAGAAUUCUCAUCCAGCUGAGCACCUUUUGAGGGAAGCCUGGAGGACUACAGAGGCUACUGUUGCAGAGGUGACAUCCGGGGACUUGACCAACAUCUGUGCUUCGAGGUCAAAGUUUAAUGAGUUCAUCUCUGUAAAGCUGGACUUGUUCCACUGUAUGAGACGAUUCUGCCGGGAGUGUGUCUCAGAGCAUCAUUCCUUAUACAGCUCUUUCUGUCAGUUCCUCUCGGCUGCCUUCACAAUUGUGGAUCAGCAGGAUCUGAAGAGACUGAAGGAGGCCUAUGUCUUCUGUGGGAUCGUGCCAGCAAAUCCAACAAAGCAGCAUAUCCGGGAGCACUGCAGGACAAAGAUCCCUCAGCCACGAGAGCUUGUGAAGAGAGUGGAAGAAGUUCUCCUUCACUUCCACCUGUUAAAAGAUGUAAAUGACAUCCCUCUCUUCAAACCGUCCAUGCUGAAAGCCUGGAGGAUCCAGCGAGUCCACAUGCUGAGGGGCUGUCUCAGUGACCCAGAACGGGAGGAUGGGAUUCUGUACAGAUACGGUGGCACGCUGCAACUCAACCAUGUCCAGGGUGAAGGGGCAUCUGUGCCCGUGUGGAUUCCAAUCAGAGGCACUUCACAGCAAGAGGGCUACCACUUCCACCAGGCUCAGUGGGUGACUGGGAACAAAGUCUCCCCAGAGUUAUUUCAGGCCCAGGGUAUGACUGGUGUGGCACGCUGGAAUUUCCAGAGAUUGGUGGAUCUCAAACAGCCGGGUGUGGUUUUGCCUGCAGUGUUUGACCCACUACUGAUCACAGACUUGAACAUGGCCUCUGUGAAUGUGACGGGGAGCGCCAAAUAUCCAGCACUACAAGUCUCCAACAGGGACACGGGAGAGAGGUUUGGACUCGAGUACGUUGAGCAAGGGUGCCGUGCUGUUCCUCUCGACUGGGAAAAGCACAGAUCUCAGAAGAGGACAGACAUGUCCGUAUUCCUGACCCCUCUCCCUGUUGAGAAAUGUCAACCCUCAGCAACACAGCUGCCGCCGACUGUCAGAUUUCCUGAUUCUGCAGCUCCUGCUACUGAGGCUUUAAAGAGAGAAAGCACUGAGGAGCCCCAGAUGGACAUAGGUAAUUCAGAAUAAUACCACAAACAUAGGCAUAUCUCUCUCACACUAACUCAGUCACACGCACCUAAAUAUGCUUGCAGACACAUGCAUUCUGCAUAAUUACUUUCACUGAAGAACUGUUCCUCUCUUUCAGAUCUGCCCUGCACACCUCCACUGCCUAUGACCGCCUCACCAAGAAGUGCACGCACGGGGCCUAUCAAGACUGGUGGCCGGGUCUUUGUGUUGGACCACAAUCGGUGGCCUGGCCCAAUGAGGGUGGCUAUUGAUGGUCUGCUUGCCAGGCAUCAUGGACAGAAGGACAUGCUGAAACUGGUGGACUUUGACUAUGCUUCCAUGGUGCAAAGUUCAUGUGCAGACCCCAACAGCCUGCUUCACCCAACCACCAAACACCACAUUGGAAGGUAUAUUAAACACCUGGCCAAAUUAAAAAACACCAGUUCCUCCCUUAACACCAGUCCUGAAAAGCUCUUGGAGACCCAACAACUGUGGCAGCACUUAACCAUGGGUAGUGACACAACCUGUGUCCCUGUAACAGCACUCCCACCUGCAGUUGUGAACCCACCCGCACUGCCCACACAAAAUGCUCCUCUUACUGAAGCUGCCAUAGAGAAAAUUGUUUUGGGACUGAUGGAAAAGCAGCAACAGUCAGAGCAACAACAGCAGCAAAAGAAAAAAAUGACAAAAACCUGCCUUUCAUGUGGCCAACCCAAGUCCCGUUACAUGAAUGAUGGCUCCUCAAUUCAUUAUUUUUAUCAGAGUGGGCAUGUUAGGUACUUCUACUGCUCCACAAAAGUAUUUAAAACAUAUGGAGCAGAGGGCCUCACAAACCCCAAAAUGUCUUUUGAGGAUUUCAUGUCAACACCCUUCUUUCAACAAGAACUUGAAUCCAUAAAACAGAAAGUGGAACAACAGAAGGACAAACAAAAGAGGAAGUCAGCAGAUGUGGUACCCUCUGACCGUUUGUGCAGGUUCUGCCAUUUGGAACUAAAACAGGGCCCUAAUAGUCCUCACAUUCACACAGGGUUCCCCGGAGUGGCAGGGAAAUAUAUUUAUUGUCCUGCCAAGCUGUUCUCCCUCUACCAGGCCAAGGGUAUGGAGAAAGAAAUGACCUGGAAGGAGUUCCAGGCAUCUGCUUUUUAUCAUGAUGAAAAGAAAAGAUGGAUGGAUGAAAAGAGGAAAUGUUGAUUUACACACACACACACGCAUCCACACACACACACACACAAACA